AUGCUUUGACCCCGCGGAGCCGCCAGCGGAAGAACCAUAAACAAACCUUCGAAAAAAUUGUUGCUUCAACCGGGAAAGCUUUACGUAUAAAAUGUGUCUUUUUGAACAGAUCAAACUUCUCCACGAUAAUGGACUCCACUCAAACCUCAUAUCCUUGGGAAAUUUGGUUUUGACAAUGGCAGAAAACAGGCCAGAAUGCCUUAAUCCAGUGUCAAGGUACCAAACACUAGUUUAUGUUGGCCAGUCACUGCAAAGUCAAGGGGAACACAGGCGUGCAGAGGCAACCUUCAAGGAAGCUCUUCAAUAUGCCAAGGCUGCCACUAAGACAAAAGCUGCUAAAACAGCUGACUUGUUCAAAGAAGGAGUUACAGAAAUAGAUGUGAAAUAUGCCAUGGCUGAAUGCAACAUUGCAGUGCGGCAGUUCAGCCAAGCCCUAACUCUGCUAGAAUCCAUUCCACAACGUCAUCGCACACCUAAAGUCAACAUGGGGCUUGGACGACUUUAUCAACAAGCUGGCAUGGAGAGGCCUGCCAUUACAGCAUACAAGGAAGUGUUAAAGGAAUGCCCUCUGGCACUGGAAGCAGUACAAGAACUACUCAGCCUUGGAGUGAGAGGUGCAGAGGUUGCAUCUCUUAUGAUCAACAUCCAUGGAAAUUCAUCUGCAACUGAAUGGUUA
Molecule: messenger RNA, 676 nt
Organism: Penaeus monodon (black tiger shrimp)
Lineage: Eukaryota; Metazoa; Arthropoda; Malacostraca; Decapoda; Penaeidae
Product: anaphase-promoting complex subunit 7-like
Molecular function (GO): protein binding
Source: RefSeq, a predicted model, not a curated record